AUGACGCGGGAAUUCGAUAUAUUAGAUUUAGGAAAAUUGAAGCAUUUUCUUGGGAUUGAAGUGAAACAAAGUGAUGCAGGAAUCUAUAUUUGCAAAAGACGAUAUGCUCGUGAAGUUUUAGAAAGAUUUGGGAUGGAGGAAAGCAACGCGGUUAAAAAUCCCAACGUUCCAGGAACGAAACUCGCAAAUGAUGAAAAUGUUGACAAAGUAGAUGAAACCAUGUUCAAACAAUUGGUUGGGAGCCUCAUAUAUUUAACAAUGACCAUACCCUAUUUGAUGAGAAGCAAGAGCAACAGUCCAAGGCUCUUGGCUUUCACAGACAGUGACUACGUUGGCGACUUAGAUGAUCGCAUGAGCACAAUCGGAUGUACAUUCUUGAUGGCAUCAGUGCAAUAUCUUGGCAUCAAAGAAACAACCAGUUGUUGCAUUUUCUACCACCGAGGAGGAAUACAUAACAAAUGCAUUCUGUGCUUGUCAGUGCGUUUGGCUUAG
This is a messenger RNA of Impatiens glandulifera, 492 nucleotides long. RefSeq lists its product as uncharacterized. The transcript is spliced from 2 exons. Lineage: Eukaryota; Viridiplantae; Streptophyta; Magnoliopsida; Ericales; Balsaminaceae. The coding region runs from base 1 to 492 and encodes 163 amino acids. The record is from RefSeq and is a predicted model, not a curated record.